Molecule: messenger RNA, 4637 nt
Organism: Octodon degus (degu)
Lineage: Eukaryota; Metazoa; Chordata; Mammalia; Rodentia; Octodontidae
Gene: A2m
Product: alpha-2-macroglobulin
Exons: 36
Coding region: 74-4510 (1478 amino acids)
Cellular component (GO): extracellular region
Molecular function (GO): endopeptidase inhibitor activity
Source: RefSeq, a predicted model, not a curated record
UAAAGCCCAGCUGCAGGGGAAGAGUGGGACCAGACAGAGUGCAGGGAGUGAGGGAGAGGGCAGGUCCUGCAGCAUGGGGAGCAACAGACUCCUCCGUCCUAAUCUUGCUCUCCUCCUCCUCCUCCUGGUUCUCCUGCCCACAGACGCCACCACCUCUGGAAAUCCACAAUAUAUGGUGUUGGUCCCCUCCUUGCUCCAUGCUGGGAGUCCUGAAAAGGCAUGCCUCCUUCUGACUCAACUGAAUGAGACAGUGACAGUAAAGGCUUCCUUGGAGUCUAACAGGGAAAACAGAAGUCUCUUCAAUGAUGUGGUGGCAGAGACGGACUUAUUCCAAUGUGUUGCCUUCACUGUGCCUCCAUCUUCAUCCCCUGAGCAGACUAUGUUCCUCACUAUUGAAGUGAAAGGACCAACUCAUGAAUUCAGAAGCCGGAGGACAGUGUUGGUUAAAAACGAAGAGAGUCUGGUUUUUGUCCAGACAGACAAACCCAUCUACAAACCAGGGCAGACAGUAAAAGCUCGUGUUGUCUCAUUGGAUGAAAACUUUCACCCUCUGAAUGAGUUGCUUCCAUUAAUAUUCAUUCAGGACUCCAAAGGAAACCGCAUCAUGCAAUGGCAGAACCUCAAGUUGGAGCGCGGCCUCACACAACUCCAAUUUCCCCUCUCAUCAGAGCCCCUGCUGGGCCGCUACCUGAUGGUGGUACUGAAGGACUCCGGGAAAAGAAUAGAGCACCCCUUCACUGUGGAGGAAUUUGUUCUCCCCAAAUUUGAGGUACAAGUGUCCAUGCCACGGAAGAUAACCAUCACGGAACAAGAGUUUACUGUGUCAGUGUGUGGCCGAUACACGUAUGGAAAGCCUGUCCCAGGAAACAUGACUCUGAGCAUUUGCAGAAAUUAUAAUAAUCCUUCCCGCUGCUAUGGCCAGGAGUCUCAGGCUUUCUGUAAGAACUUCAGGCAACAGCUAAACAGCCAAGGCUGCUUCUCACAGAAAGUGAAAACCAGUGACUUCCAGCUAAGGAGGAAAGAGUACGAAAUGCAGCUCCGAGCGGAGGCCCAGAUCCAAGAAGAAGGAACAGGUGUUCAGUUGAAGGGGACGGGAUCCAGUGAAAUCACGACCACCAUCAGCAAGCUCUCCUUCGUGAACGUGGACUCGCACAUUAGAGCAGGGAUCCCCUUCUUUGGGCAGGUGCGCCUAGUGGAUGGCAAGGGUGUCCCUAUGCCACAUAAAGCCGUCACUAUCACAGCCUCUGAAGCUAACUACCACUUCAACGCGACCACAGAUGAGAAUGGCCUGGUGCAGUUCUCCAUCAACAUCACUGACACUGUGGGCCCCUCCUUGAAUGUUCGGGUCAAACACAAGGAAAACACUCACUGUUAUGACUACCUUUGGCUGUCUGAAGUAAAUGAAGAUGCACAUCACACUGCGAACGCUGUGUUCUCCCUAAGCCACAGCUUUGUCCACCUUGAGCCUGUUCCCAGGAAACUGCCAUGUGGCCAAACGCAAAAUAUCCAGGCACACUACAUUCUAAAUAAACAGGAGCUAAAGGAGCUCGUCUUCUAUUACCUGAUAAUGGCCAAGGGAGGCAUUGUCCAGUCUGGGGCUCAGAAGAUUGCUGUGGACCAGGGAAAUCCCAAAGGCCAUUUCUCCAUAUUGAUCCCUGUGGAGUCGGACUUGGCUCCUGUUUCUCGAUUUCUCAUCUAUGCCAUUUUACCUGACGGGGAAAUCAUUGGGGAUUCUGCAAAAUAUGAGGUUGAAAAGUGUCUAGCCAACAAGGUGGAUUUGAGCUUCAGCCCGGCACAGAGCCUCCCGGCGUCACACACACACCUCCGCGUCACAGCUGCUCCUCAGUCACUCUGUGCCCUGCGGGCCGUGGACCAAAGUGUGCUGCUCCUGAAGCCCGAGGCCGAGCUCUCCGCCUCCUCUGUUUAUGAUCUGCUGCCAAUAAAAGACCUCACUGGCUUCCCUGGAAGCCUGAAUCAGCAGGAAGAAAACAGCGAAGGCUGCGUCAGUCUUCCCAAUGCCUACAUUAAUGGAAUCCUGUAUUUCCCGGCACCCAAUACAAAUGAAAAAGAUAUGCAUGGCUUCCUAAAGGAUAUGGGCUUAAGGGUAUUCACCAAUUCAAAAAUUCAAAAACCCCAAUUAUGUGCACGUGUGGAGCGGCUUGAACACCCAGUAGGAUAUGCGGGCUAUUCAGCAUCUCCGUUUCGAUACGGAAUGGCUGAACCCGUCGCAAUGGGCAUGGUUGGUGCACAUUCUCCUACGGCUCUUCCUCUUCCUGCACAAGAGAUUGUACGAAGGUACUUUCCUGAGACUUGGAUUUGGAACUUGGUGGUGGCAGACUCCUCAGGUGUGGCUGAAGUAGGAGUCACAGUUCCGGACACCAUCACUGAGUGGAAGGCUGGGGCCUUCUGCCUGUCUGAAGACUCUGGACUUGGUCUUUCCCCCACCGUCUCCCUCCGAGCCUUCCAGCCCUUUUUCGUGGAGCUCACGAUGCCUUACUCUGUGGUCCGUGGAGAGGCCUUCACACUCAAGGCUACUGUGUUGAACUACCUUCCUGACUGCAUCCGGGUCCAAGUGCAGCUCAAAGCCUCUCCCAAAUUCCUGGCUGUGCCUGAGGUUAAGGAACAAGAGUCUUAUUGUGUCUGUGGGAAUGAGCGGCAAACUGUGUCCUGGGCUGUAACCCCAAAGUCACUAGGCAAUGUGAAUUUCACUGUGAGUGCAGAGGCCCUGGAGUCCUCUGAGCUCUGUGGGGAGGAAAAGACUGUGGUGCCUACAGAUGGAAAGAAAGACACAAUUAUCAAGCCCCUGUUGGUUGAACCUGAAGGAAUAGAAAAAGAAGCAACAAUCAACUCUCUGAUUUGUCCAUCAGGUAAUGAAAUAUCUGAAAAAAUAUCCCUGAAGUUGCCACCAAAUGUGGUAGAGGAAUCUGCCCGUGCCACUGUCUCCGUUUUGGGAGACCUGUUGGGCUCUGCCACACGGAACAUACAAAAUCUCCUCCACAUGCCUUACGGCUGUGGGGAACAGAAUAUGGUUCUGUUUGCUCCUAACAUAUAUGUUCUGGAUUACCUAAACGAAACACAGCAGCUAACUCCAGAGAUCAAGUCCAAGGCUCUCAGCUAUCUCAGCACUGGGUACCAAAGACAGCUAAACUACAAGCACCAGGAUCACUGUAACAACCUAAAUAUCAUCACUUCCGCCCCUCUCAGGCUCACGGCCUUUGUACUGAAGACAUUCUCCCAAGCGCGAAGAUAUAUCUUCAUCGAUGAAGCCCACAUUACCCAAGCCCUCUUCUGGCUCUCCCAGAAACAGAAAGACAAUGGCUGCUUCAGGAGCUCUGGGUCACUGCUCAACAACGCCAUGAAGGGAGGAGUAGAAGAUGAAGUCACCCUCUCUGCUUAUAUCACCAUUGCCCUCCUGGAGAUCCCACUUUCGGUCACUCAUCCUGUUGUGCGCAGCGCCCUGUUUUGCCUGGAGUCAGCAUGGAAGUCAGCAAAGGAAGGCACCCACGGCAGCCAUGUAUACACGAAGGCGCUGCUGGCCUAUGCCUUUGCCCUGGCAGGGAACCAGGACAGGAGGAAAGAGAUCCUGACAUCACUUGACAGCGAAGCUGUGAAGGAAGAUAAUUCUAUCCACUGGACACGACCUCAGAAACCCAAGGAACCAGAGGGACAUUUAUACCAGCCCCAGGCGCCCUCUGCUGAGGUAGAGAUGACGGCCUACGUGCUCCUGGCGCACCUCACAGCCCAGCCGGCCCCGACCCCAGAGGAGCUGACUUCUGCAGCGCGCAUCGUGCAGUGGGUCAUCAGGCAGCAGAAUUCCUAUGGCGGCUUCUCCUCCACCCAGGACACAGUGGUAGCCCUCAAUGCUCUCUCCAGAUAUGGGGCAGCUACUUUUACAAGGACUGGGAAAGCUUCCCAGGUGACCAUCCAGUCUUCGAACGCAUUUUCCACCAACUUCCAAGUGGACAACAACAACCGCCUGUUGCUACAGCAGGCAUCUUUGCCAACAGUGCCUGGAGAAUACAGCACGAAAGUGACAGGAGGGGCGUGUGUCUACCUCCAGACGUCCCUGAAAUACAAUGUUCUCCCAGAGAAGGGCGCAUUCCCAUUUGCAUUAGAGGUGCAGACUCUGCCUCAAGCCUGUGAGGAGCCCAAAGCGCACACCAGCUUCCAGAUCUCACUGAAUGUCAGUUACACUGGGAGCCGCCCUGUCUCUAACAUGGCAAUUGUUGAUGUGAAGAUGGUAUCUGGUUUCAUCCCCCUGAAGCCAACGGUGAAAAAGCUUGAAUUGUCAGCACAUGUAAGCCGAACUGAAGUCAGCAAUAACCAUGUCUUGAUUUACCUGGAUAAGGUGUCAAAUCAGACCCUGAGUUUGUCCUUCUUCGUUGUGCAAGACAUAGAAGUAAGAGACCUGAAGCCAGCAAUAGUAAAAGUCUAUGACUACUACGAGACAAAUGAGUUUGCAGUUGCUGAGUACCACGCUCCUUGCAGCAAAGAUCCUGGAAAUGCUUGAGAUCCCCACACAUGAGAGAUUCCUUCUUUGCUGGAGUCCGUGUUCUUAGGAGCUCACAGGAAAAAAGAAAAAGUGUUUUUGUAUCUCAAAGAUUUCUUCAAAUAAACAUUUUUCUUAUCAAGCCCUA